Molecule: messenger RNA, 1317 nt
Organism: Fomitiporia mediterranea MF3/22
Lineage: Eukaryota; Fungi; Basidiomycota; Agaricomycetes; Hymenochaetales; Hymenochaetaceae
Exons: 8
Coding region: 114-1145 (343 amino acids)
Molecular function (GO): hydrolase activity
Source: RefSeq, a predicted model, not a curated record
GCAAAUGGGGCAAGUGCGCUCUCAUCACCGUGUUUUCAAAAGACAGGACCACACCUUUCUCAUUCCUGUACCUCUGGUUAUAUACUCCAUAGCAGCGAAGUAACCUGAUAACAAUGGCUGACUGGUCUCACUAUGCAACGCCAGACCCCGAGUUCAUGGCUGCAGUAGCAAAGGCACCACCAACGUCACUUCCAGAAGUAAAAACUGCACUUGAAGGUGAUCAGGUUCUCAUCGGAGCUCAGAAGGCCUCUGGAGAGAUGAUGCGCAAGGCUGUCGAGGCGGCUGGCCCACCCGUGGGUAUUACGGUGGUAGAGAAGCGGAUUCCUGUGACCACUCCCCCAGGAGAUAUAGCAAUCAGAAUCUACACUCCGCAAUCUCAAGACAGUUCGGAGACAUUUCCUGUGUACGUCCAUUUACACGGUGGCGGUUACUCACUCGGAAACCUUGACAUGGACGAGCUCGUUUGCCGAGAAAUCUCUGCAAAACAUCGCAUUGUCGUUGUGAAUGUUGACUACCGUCUCGCUCCUCAAUUCCGCUGGCCAACCGGUCCAACUGAUGCAUAUGAUGCUGUAAAAUGGGUAUCCUCCAAUGCAUCAGAAUUGAGAGUUGAUCUCAAGAAAGGUUUCAUUGUCGGUGGCCUUUCUGCAGGUGGAAAUUUCACAUGUGUAGUUACGCAACGUGCACGAGAAGACCCAGGUCUUCAAGAUAAAAUUACAGGCCAAAUUUUGCAAGUCCCAGGAACUAUGUCGCAUGCAAAGGAAUUUCCGGAACACCUCAGAGACAAAUUGAAAUCUCAUGAGCAGUGCAAAGAUGAUCCCAUACUUCCUCGUUCAAAUCUUGCAUUAUUCACAGGUGCCUAUCAGCCUGGUGAUCCCUGGGAUCCUGCUGUGUCUCCUCUGCUGGCAAAGUCCUUCUCUGGCCUUCCUCCUGCCUAUGUUCAGAUCGCUGGAAUGGAUCCAUUGCGCGACGAAGGUCUCCUUUAUGCCCAGAUGAUGCAGGAAAGCGGGGUUUCGACUAAGGUCGAUGUGUAUCCCGGUGUGUCUCAUGGAUUUACGUAUUACUAUCCAACGAUUAGUGCUGCGGUGAAAUGGCGCGCAGAUCUGGACGUUGGCAUCCAAUGGGUUUUAACGUUUGCUAAGCAGUGAACUAAGGGAACCAUCAGGUCACUCAUCGCGUUACAGUCUUUUUAUCACUUGUACGCAAUUGUACUCGCUUUAUUCUUCCUUCCACGUUUCCCCAAGAGGUGUAUCGAGGGAUUUAAACUAUAUAAGGCACCUUGUCUAUAGUUCAAGUGAAACCGUUAUAAAACUGAAUCUG